CCGAACAAAAAGGUACAACUCCGUAUAUGAUUUCCAGAUUUUCCAUCCUCCACUUGCUAUUUCUAUCUGAAGUAGGAGUUGUACAUUGUAUUUUUAGAAUACUAUUGGCUACCGUAGAACAAGGAACUAUUAGGAGAAAUUCCUCAAAUUCCACUAACCAAAAAUAUCUGUCUUAAUUUCUCUUUCCUUCAAACUCAAAAUCUUUUCUACUUGUCCAAUUUCCCUGUUUUCCCAUACACUUAACCCGCCAUUAAUCAACAAACUUCCCAUAACAAUUAUGCAGCAAUUCCAACAACUAAUCACAAGCAAUAAUUCACCGUCUAUUCAACCCCGUCACCAGCACGGUGGCCGGCGAAUCAUCUACCAUCACCAUCACCACCACCGCCACAACAACAACAAAAAUAUCUAUGAGAAAGUCUCCUUUCUUCGUUGCUACUAAUGGCUCCGAUGCAAUUAUCUCGUCUUUCCCGUUAAUACCAAAUUCUGAUUUCAAUUCUACGUCGUUGAAUUCUACUUUCCUUUUUCCUUCUGUUUCCCUUUCAGACGGCACAUUUGAUUUCGCUACGGUUUGUUUCAUUUCUGCUCUUCUCCUUCUUUCGUUCCUUUGCUUGAUAUUUAUUUUCCAUCUUCGGUUUAGAUCCCGACAAUAUCCUCUUCUCCAACACAUCAAUUCUCUCUGGACCGUCCGUUUACUCCUCGUUUUCUUCGCUUUUCUUUGGGCUUUCAACGAAGUUUUCCGGCUACAUUUCAUUCGCCGGAAAUACGUUCUUCCAUUUUUACCCUCUCUAACGCUAAAUCAACAGGCGAAUUUGUGUAAAGUUCAGGUGGUUCUAUCUUUAGGGUUAUUCGAACCGGGGUUCUUAAUUACUCUUCUUUUCUUGGUAAACGUUUCGAUUAAGAUACAAAAUAACCCAAGUGAUAUUUCGGCGUUGUUUGUUGUGUGGCCAAUUUGUGUGCCGCUUUUGGUGCUUCAGAUCCUUCUUGUGUUUUUCUCUCCAUUGCAGGAGCAUAUACCGAUUUUGUGCUUAGUAUUGUUGCCAUUUCGGCCAGCGGAAGAUCUUAUCCAUGGUGCCGCCGUGAUGGUGAUGUUCUUAGCUGUUGCUUGGUGCGUGGCGAUUGGGGAGGUUACUUUGGUAAUUAAGCCAAUUGCCGAUGCAUUUGCUGCCGGUAGAUCAUGCACCUGCCGUUUGAAUCCCGGAGAUGCGUUACGGCACCCGAACGGUAACGGAGGAAGAGUGGAAGAACGGAGUUAGCAGCAACUAAAGCCGGCCAUGAUUGCCGGAGGAGGAGGAGGGUAUUAUGGUCAUUUAACAUCUAAUUAACAGAGGGCGUUAUAAUUAUAGUUCAUGAUUAGUAAGUAUAAAUUUGAGUUUGAUUAAUAGUUAGUAGUUUCAUAUGCCUUCUUUAUCUAUUUUUUUAGAGAUUAUUGUAAAAUAUAAUUAGCAGUUGUUAUUCAUUAGUUUCAGGAUUAUUAGAAAAAAAAAAACAAACCAAGAAGCAGGCCUAUGGAAUAGCCAAUUUUUACUCUCUGUUAUAGAGAAUACUACAGAGAAUCAGUGAUUAAUUUGGGAUGGAAAAGUAUUGAAUAUAAUUUGAUGUGUAUAUAUAUAUAUGA
Molecule: messenger RNA, 1615 nt
Organism: Capsicum annuum
Lineage: Eukaryota; Viridiplantae; Streptophyta; Magnoliopsida; Solanales; Solanaceae
Exons: 2
Coding region: 408-1253 (281 amino acids)
Source: RefSeq, a predicted model, not a curated record